This is a messenger RNA of Pararge aegeria (speckled wood butterfly), 1624 nucleotides long. RefSeq names its product proclotting enzyme. NCBI's taxonomy places the organism in Eukaryota, Metazoa, Arthropoda, Insecta, Lepidoptera, Nymphalidae. Gene Ontology annotation, molecular function: serine-type endopeptidase activity. The record is from RefSeq and is a predicted model, not a curated record. The transcript is spliced from 12 exons. Gene Ontology annotation, biological process: proteolysis. Bases 1 to 1581 code for a protein of 526 amino acids.
AUGUCACUAAAAUUUCAAUAUUUGAUAUUUCUUCUAAGUCUUUUAGCCGCCCUAUCUAGAAGUGACUCUAUUGACAACGAUGAAAAUGGAUUUUCAGCUCAAAAUGGUGCUUUUUACACGGAUGAUGCAGUAAUACUGAAUGCCCCUGCCCAGAGAGUGAAGCGUGAAUCAAAUACCACACGAGAUGGAAAACAACUAUUGUUAUUACGUCCGAGACAAGCCAGCGAUGAAGAAGCAUUCGGAGUGGGUUGUCAAACAAACCUCGGUAAAAAGGGGUCGUGUAAGAGCUUCCGCGAUUGCUAUCCCCUUUUUAAAGUGGUAGAUCUCUCUGGGUACGACGGAUGGGUCAUGGGCCACUACGACACUUGCAGCUACAUUAACAACGAGAAUACUGAGGUAUUCGGCGUGUGUUGCACACAGCCCGUCGGCACCCCUCCGCAACAGGAGCCAGACGUCCAACGCUUUGGCGUAAUACAGCCAUCCUUCCCGUUAUCUUUAUCCAACUUUCCCGGCCUCGUCCCAUCAGCACUGUCAUCGCAGUUCACGUUCAACAAUCAGCUCACUCGUCAGAUACCCGCAGUAUGGCCGCCGACGCUGCCGCCACUGCCAACACACCCGCCAAACCAUAGCGCACCUACACAUCCACCAUCACUAGUUGCUGGCGUAACAAAACCGGAAGUCACUGCAAGUACUCCUUCCACGACGACCUGGGGCACGAAGCCUCCCAGUACCACGAAGCAGACUUGGCCUCCCACAUAUCCAACACAGCCGACCAGACCUACUGCACCUACCGGUGUAGAUUCUUCAUGCGGGGCUAAAAACGGACCACAGACAUACGGCAGCACAUACGAGUCCCAGGAUGAGGAGCGUAUAGUGGGCGGACAUAAUGCUGAGCUCAACGAAUGGCCCUGGAUCGUGGCGCUGUUCAACGGAGGUCGGCAGUUCUGUGGCGGAUCCCUCAUCGACAACAGCCAUGUGCUUUCUGCAGCUCAUUGUGUAGCACAUAUGACGUCAUGGGACGUAGCGCGUCUCACAGCAAGGCUUGGUGACCACAACAUUCGCACAAACUCGGAAACACAGCAUAUUGAGAGGAAGAUCAAGCGAGUGGUCAGACAUCGUGGAUUCGACAUGCGUACUCUGUAUAACGACGUAUCAAUCUUGACACUGGAUCAACCCGUGACUUAUACAAAAACUAUUCGUCCCAUUUGCCUGCCCGGUGGAAGCAGAGCCUAUUCUGGAAUCACCGCAACGGUUAUUGGUUGGGGAAGUUUACGAGAGAGUGGUCCUCAGCCAUCGGUUCUGCAGGAAGUAUCGAUCCCGAUCUGGACCAACAAUGAGUGUCGGCUGAAGUAUGGCUCAGCGGCCCCGGGGGGCAUUGUCGAGCACAUGAUCUGCGCUGGUAAAGCCAGCAUGGAUUCUUGCAGUGGAGACAGCGGCGGUCCACUCAUGGUGAAUGAAGGCGGUCGCUGGACUCAAGUAGGCAUUGUGUCGUGGGGAAUCGGUUGCGGCAAGGGACAGUACCCCGGCGUGUACACACGAGUCACCGCUUUCCUGCCCUGGAUACAGAAGAACUCGAAAUAGUUAAGCAUUUAAGAAAUCUCAUUGACAAGUCGGAAGGCAGCUU